Messenger RNA from Nelumbo nucifera (sacred lotus), 957 nucleotides. RefSeq names its product tryptophan synthase beta chain 2, chloroplastic-like. The record is from RefSeq and is a predicted model, not a curated record. Lineage: Eukaryota; Viridiplantae; Streptophyta; Magnoliopsida; Proteales; Nelumbonaceae. Gene Ontology annotation, cellular component: cytoplasm. Gene Ontology annotation, molecular function: tryptophan synthase activity. Gene Ontology annotation, biological process: L-tryptophan biosynthetic process.
AUGGUGAAUGACGCCAUGGUACCGGAGGUCUCUGACAAAGGCCCAGUCACAGCAACCGGUGUUGGGAUCCCAUUGGAUGAAAGCUGGAUGGAUGUAUCUCGUGAAGAGUUACAGGGUUGCAACCUGAGUUGCAGAGGUGCAAACAGUAAACCGCUUGCAAACAUAGAUGAAUGUGUGGAUCUAACCAUGAAUUACUGUGCACCAUUAGUGAUUUGCACAAAUAUUAAAGAGGAGGACGAUGGACGAGGGGCAAGGGAAGAAGCUUUAAACCUUGGAUCAACACGGGUCGGGAACUUGGAGACGAGUUUCUACUUGACGGGAACUGUGGUUGGACCUCAUCCUCUUCCAAUCAUGGUAAGAGAGUUUCAAUCGGUAAUAGGAAAGGAAAUAAGGAGACAGGCAAUGGAGAAAUGGGGUGGUAAACCAGACAUUCUAGUUGCUUGUGUGGGGAGUGGCUCCAAUGCAAUGGGUCUGUUUCAUGAGUUCAUAGGCGAUGAAGAGGUGCGGCUGAUCGGUGUGGAGGCUGCUGGGCUCGGCCUUGACAGCGGAAGACACUCUGCAAUUCUAGCUAGAGGAGAAGUGGGUGUUUAUCAUGGAGCCAUGAGCUACUUACUGCAAGACCGGGAAGGGCAGAUAAUUGGGCCUCACUCCAUAGGUGUUGGGUUGGAGUACCUAGGGGUUGGACCAGAGCUCAGCUUUCUUAAAGACACAGGCCGUGCGGAGUUCUAUACUGUGACGGACCAAGAAGCUUUAGAUGCGUACCAUCGGCUAUGCAGAUUAGAUGGCAUAGUCCCCGCUCUGGAGGCCUCUCAUGCACUGGCCUUUCUAGAGAAACUUUGCCCUACUUUGCCCAACUGUACAAAGUUGGUAGUCAAUUGUAGCGGGCGUGGAGACAAGGAUCUUGCUACGGUCUUCAAACUCAAACAAGGAUUCGAUGAUGAAGUAACAAAUUCAUAA